Bicyclus anynana (squinting bush brown) is the source of this 1051-nucleotide messenger RNA. RefSeq names its product enhancer of split mbeta protein-like (gene E(spl)mbeta). Gene Ontology annotation, cellular component: nucleus. Gene Ontology annotation, biological process: regulation of neurogenesis; regulation of transcription by RNA polymerase II; anterior/posterior pattern specification. Gene Ontology annotation, molecular function: protein dimerization activity; RNA polymerase II cis-regulatory region sequence-specific DNA binding; DNA-binding transcription factor activity, RNA polymerase II-specific. The transcript has a single exon. The record is from RefSeq and is a predicted model, not a curated record. NCBI's taxonomy places the organism in Eukaryota, Metazoa, Arthropoda, Insecta, Lepidoptera, Nymphalidae. Bases 61 to 666 code for a protein of 201 amino acids.
CGAACCGCAUUCCGCGUUCAACGCUCAGCGCUAACGCACUCAUUCACUAACACACACACAAUGUCUACCAUGUCUUACGAUAUCGCGUAUCCGCUCGCGGACGACGGCCCGCAGCCGGUCUCGCGCACUUAUCAAUAUCGCAAAGUGAUGAAGCCGAUGCUGGAGCGCAAGAGGCGCGCUCGCAUCAACCGCUGCCUCGACGAGCUCAAGGAGCUGAUGGUCAGCGCUCUCCAGUCGGAGGGGGAGAACGUGGCCAAGUUGGAGAAAGCUGACAUUUUGGAGUUGACCGUUCGCCACCUUCACAAACUCCGCCGCCAGCGCCGUCUGUCGCUGAACCCGACGGUGGACGCCGAUCGCUUCAGAGCCGGAUUCACUCACGCUGCCAACGAAGUGUCCCGCUGCCUGGCGUCCGUGCCCGGAGUGGACGUGAGGCUGGGCACGCAGCUCAUGACGCACCUGGGGCACCGCCUCAACGACAUCCAGCGCGCGGCCGGCAGCGACACGCCGCCCGCCAGCCCGCCCAGCCCGGCGCUGUCCACCGUGUCCUCGUCCUCCGGCUACGUGACCCCGUCGCCGCCGGCGUCGCCCGCGCCGCUGCACACUGCCGUGCCGCUGGACUGCACCACCAGCAGCUUCGCCAAGACCUCGGUGUGGAGACCCUGGUGAGCGGCUCGGCUGGAACGGGCGGACCCGGCUCCGCGGUCACAUCUGUUCCCAGCACCGUUUGGAGUCGCUCGCCCUUGAAGUGUCCGCCCUCGUCCUUAUGUUUAGUGCACCAUGUGUUAUGAAGAAAACUUUAGAUCUCACGAGUAAUUAGUGUAGGUUUAAAAAGAAACUAGCUCGUAAGUUAAACCGAAAGCUUUAAACAAUAUAGGUCAUAAGUAUAUUUGUGAUAUUAAAGAAUAAUUAUUGUAUGUAGAGAGAUGUAUCGAGCCUUGCCGACUUUGAGUGGGUUCGGAUUGUUAUUUUAUUAUCGUUGAAAAGAUUUCACGUCACUGUGAACGAAUACGCAAAAGAAUAAUUUAAUAAAAAAAUAUUAUUAUGAAACAUA